ACGAGGAUUUUCACGAAAACACCAACUGCAGACUGCGUACUCGUGCCAGCGGGAACGGUGCUACGGCGAACGGGACCCGACGGAACGGACCCAACGGCGUGACAGCCGAGUCGAUGGCGCUCGUGAAGUUGGAUAACGGUGUCUGGCCUUGAGGAGAGAGACGUUAGAAGCGUCACGUCGGGUUUCACGGCAAUGAAUGCGGUGUCACUUGUUCGGCAGAGAGACGGAGUGAGAGGGGCCAAAGUGGACUCGCUCCCUCGGUAGGAGCCGCUCCGCCUGAUGGAGGCUGACGGGACCUUUGCAGUGAGCUCGAGGCCCGGAAUGUCACCUGUGAAACGCCAACACCUCGUUGGGAGAAGUUUUUGAGGAGGCUAAGACCGCGCACACCUGUCUGCGCUUUCGAGGACUCGUCUCGACAACUUCUUCGUGCGCCUGCACACGCAAACUAAAGUUAGCGGGUCAACGUUGGCUGCGCGAGGCGACCCCUCAGGCAAGAUGACGGUGAUAGAGAGCUCUCAGCGGGAGGUCGCUCUGCGCCUCAGGUAACACCGGACAGGUGACCAGCACGCUAGUUCCCAUUUAAUGGACUUCAAGCUUCUUUCUCACAAAGUGGUCCCGUGAUAUUUCACCAGCAGCAAGUUGACUUCAACUACAACACAUUUGCCUGCGAGAAUUGAGCAUUGUUUUUUUUUUUGUAUUAUUAUUUUGUUGUCUCUUCAACUGUCGCCUUCUCCGUCAAUCAUGUCAUCCAAAGACAAUCCUUGUCGGAAGUUUCAAGCCAACAUUUUCAACAAAAGCAAAUGCCAGAACUGCUUCAAGCCCAGAGAAUCCCAUUUGCUAAACGACGAAGACCUAAACCAGGCAAAGCCUAUAUAUGGAGGAUGGUUGCUACUGGCACCAGAGGGGACAAACUUUGAUAAUCCCUUACACAGAUCUCGGAAAUGGCAGAGGAGGUUCUUCAUUCUCUACGAGCACGGCUUGCUUCGCUACGCUCUGGACGAAAUGCCCAGCACUCUACCUCAGGGUACAAUCAACAUGAACCAGUGCUCCGACGUCAUUGAUGGAGAGUCCAGGACGGGUCAGAAGAACUCUCUUUGCGUUCUGACCCCUGACAAAGAGCACUUCAUACGGGCCGAGUGUAAAGAAAUUAUCAACGGGUGGCAGGAGGCUCUGACUGUCUACCCCAGGACCAACAAGCAGAACCAGAAGAAAAAACGCAAGGUUGAUCCACCCACUCACCAGUCGCUCUGUGACCUUACCUCCCAUUAUGUCAUUUCCUCUUCCCAUCCACUCCUUCCAACCCAAACGCGUGCCCAGGAGCCCGGCCCUGCCAAGGUGACGGUGACCAGCAGCAACAGCAGUGGAGGAAGCAUCCCUUGCCUGGCCAGCAGCAUCGCCAGUGCCGAGCGUGUCCCGAUAAGCCGUGCCACUCUGUGGCAGGAGGAGCACCGCUGGAGCAGGGCCACCAUCCCCUGCAGCCGCAGUGCCUCCUGUCUCAGCCAGCUGAGCCAGAGCCAACCAGACUCCAGCAUCGCAACUCAAGAUGAUGGUGGCACCAUGAGCACUGGACGCAAGGUACGAGUGGAGAGUGGUUACUUUUCCCUGGAGAAGACCAAGUCGGAGCCUUUUCCACAAUCUCAGCCACCCAAUCAUCUACCCUUGUCCUCUUCACCAUCUUCCUCCUCAUUAGGAGCUCUCAGUCCCAGGUACAACUCUGAGUCUGAAUCCCAAACUUCCCCUUUUCAACCCUCCCGAGAUCCUCUCCCUUCUCCAGGUGCACUUGUUUCACCCAACUACUCCACCAUCAGUUCCUCCCAGAGCUCGCUGGAUUCUGAACCCAGUGGGACUACACCCACCUGGGAGGGACGCAUUGGUGGUGGAGGAAGUGUUUGUAGUGUCAGUGGUGGAGGCGGCAGAGUGGGCCGGCCUGGCAGGGAGUACGCGGCGCUGUCCGAUGUUCCGCGAGCUCGCAGGCUGAGUCACCGCGAAGCCUUCCGCUCAGAAAAAAAGCGCCAAGAGCUGAGGACACGGACCAGGAGUCCUGGCAGAGAGGAGGUGGCUCGGCUGUUUGGGGAGGAUCGCAGGCGUUCUCAAAUCAUUGGCAGAUUUGAGGAGGGUCAGCCUGUAGAGCGCAUGGACAUGAGCAGCUCCAAUGAGCCCGCCACUAACACCACGCUAAUCCAGAGACAAGGACGCAGCGAGAGGCGCUAUGUGGCAAACAAACAUGAGAUGUCACUGGAUGCAGGAAAGGAUCGCUCAGUCCCUGAUGUGUCCAGCUCCACUUAUGCUAAUUUAAGAAGAGCCAAGUCAUUGGACCGCCGAGUCACCGAGUCCUCAAUGACUCCAGAUCUGUUGAACUUCAAAAAAGGAUGGAUGACAAAGCUGUAUGAAGAUGGAAUGUGGAAGAAACACUGGUUUGUCCUGACAGAUCAGAGUUUGAGGUGCUACAAGGACUCGAUAGCCGAGGAGGCUUCAGAACUGGAUGGUGAGAUUGACCUCUCCACAUGUUAUGAUGUCAAAGAGUUCCCAGUCCAGAGGAAUUACGGCUUCCAAAUCCUCUGUAAAGAGGAAGCGUGCACCUUGUCAGCCAUGACCUCUGGGAUCCGUCGCAACUGGAUUCAGGCCAUCAUGAAGAAUGUGCGACCCACUAUUGCCCCAGAUGUCACCCGAUCUCUCGCUGACGAGAAGACAAAAGCCCAUGUGAUGUUGGAGCCAUGUCCACAGGUCACCCCUGAGCCAAGUCCCAGUCCUGAGGCCCCCGAGUCUGAUGUCCGCAUCAAUGCCUCUGCCCCUCCCUCUGAGCUCCGAAAAAGCCGAGUUCGUGAGCGCAGACGAGAGGGUCGCUCCAAGACUUUUGACUGGUGUGAAUUCAAAAUGGAACGGACAGAAAAGUCUGUGAAGGAACGAGCGGACACAGUCGACCUCAGCUCAUCAUUCUCUACAACGUCCUCCUGUUGCUCUCCUUCCUCUUCCCCUUCCUCAUUAGCAUCCUCUCCUAUCUCUAGCUCCUCCCUCCAAACCUCUUCUGUGUCAGGUGCUCACCCACCUUCUAUGACAGUAGAAGCAGAAAAAGAGAGUGUCAGGAGGAGUGUCCCUCCACGUAGUACAACCAGUGCAACCCACAUGCCAAAUAGUGUUACUGUUACCAUGAUCUCCACGCUAAACACCUCACCACCGGUACAGCCAUCGAUACCUGAAUGCCAAGAGCAUGGAAAGAUGGAAGUAGACCAUCCUGCCAGUGAAGAUAAGAAAGACAACAGAACCUCAGAUGUCCAAGAGGAGAUUGAGCAGCAAUGGCAUCAGGUGGAGACAACACCCUUAAGAGAAGAGAAGCAAGUGCAGAUCAACACAGCUUCAGGAGACUCUGACAGAUUGCCUGCACAUGAGCUUGCUGCACUGCUAGACAAAGAGCUGGGACAGAAGCAGCAGGAGCUGGACAGACUACAUACGCAAAACAAUGUUUUAAAAGAGCAGUUGGAAGACGCACUAGGGAGGGAACAAAGUGCCAGAGAUGGCUAUGUAUUGCAGAAUGCUACACCCCCUUCCUCUUCACCGCACAGAGUGCCAUGGCAAUGCCUACACAAGCUUAAUCAAGAUUUGCAUGGCGAGCUGGAGACACAAAAGCACAAGCGGGACCUUGCUCAGCAGCAGAUUCGGACACUAAAGAGAAGCUACACAGAAGCCCAGGAUGCUGUGGACCACCAUGAGGCUGGUAUUCAGGCUCUGCAGGCAAAACUAGCAUCUGCAAUGGCUGAAAUCUUGGCCAGUGAACAUGCUGUCGCCAGAAUGCGCAACGAGCUCAAGCUAGAGCAGCAGCGUUCAACGGAACAAGAAGAGGAAUAUGGCCGUGGUGAGGCCACCCUCCGAGCCCAGCUAAAGGACAGUGAAGAUAGACUCCGUGAUAUAGAGGCCAGCCUCUUGGAGAGAAACCAGGCCCUUAGGCACCUGGAGCGCCAGCAGGCCCUGCAACGAGACCACAUGAGAGAGAUACAGAGGCUGCAGGAGAGGCUGCAAGAGGUGACUGCUCGGCUAAGUGCAACUGAAGAGGGUCAGGCACUGAAAGAGGAGCGUCUGAGGAGGGAGCAGCAUAGCAUGCAAGAGAGUCAUGAGAGUGAAAGGCAGAAUCUGUGUCGAAGAUUAGCUGAGGCUGAAAGUGCACAGAAAGAGAUGGAGAGCCGGCAGUUAGAGGCUGAGCAGCACGUGGAGGCCCUGUUAAGAGGGAGGCAGGCCUCUGGAGGAAAGGAAUGCAGGGAGGAAAUGCUGAAAUUGCAAGAGGAGCUGGCCCAGAAGACAGACAUGGUAGAGUCACUAAGGGAGAGUAUGCGUAGGCUAGAAGAAGAGAAAGGCCAUCUCACUUGCCGCUGUCAGGAGCUUCUUAACCAGAUUGCAGAAGCAGACCGUGAGGUGAAUAAGCUCCGCAAUCGUCUCGAAACGGAGGAGGCUGAUUACUACACCCUGGAGCACUCGUAUGAGAGGGCUACCCAAGAGUUUCAGAAAAUAAGCCAGUUCCUGAGAGAAAAAGAGGAGGAGAUCCGGCAGACAAAGGAGAUGUAUGAGAGGCUGGUGGAGCGUAAGGAAGAGGACUUGAAAGAGGCCCUUAUUAAAAUGGCUGCACUUGGCAGCAGCUUGGAGGAAACGGAACAGAAGUUGCAAGCGAAGGAGGAGCUUCUUUGUCAAAUGAGUCAAAGUAUCUUAGAUAAGGUUGAGCCCUGCGGUGCUGAAAAAGAUCUGAAAGCCAAGCUUGUGGUUGCAAAGGACCGCAUAGCAGAGCUCGAGCAUCAUCUCAAUGCCCUGCAGCUGGGCUAUGCUGACCUCCGCGUAGAAAGGCAGCAAAUCCCUGAACAGAGUAAGAAGUCGAGGCUUAAAACAUCGGCCUCCUUAUCAGCAAACAAAGAAGUCUUACUUUCCUUUGACAAUACAUCAAAUACAGAUAACUGCCCAGAUGAUAAGGAGUCUCAAGCCAAGAGACCGAGGAUACGUUUUUCCAGUAUUCAGUGCCAAAAAUACAUAAAUCUAGAGGGCCUAGACACAAGCCUUUUGAGCGGUACCUUUGCAGACAUGAGACAAAAGUUUAACGAGGAUGUAAAUGAAGACAUCCAUGUAAGUGAAGGAAAUAUUUCCUCUGAUAUCACCUUAUCUGACAGUAGUGACCCAGAGAAAUUCAUCUGUAUCAUACAUUCCCUAGAGACUAAACUGUUAGCCACUGAGGAUAAACUAAGAAACCUCACCCAGAAUCUAGAAGAGCAACGAUCCAUCCAAGCAGAGGGCAUUUCAAAGACUGAUUUAAAGAUGACAGAAGCAAAGCCUAACCCUGCUCAGGAGUUAUGUUGUGAAAGUGGGAUACAUAGUAGUGCUGCCAAUAAGCAUUAUGCCAAGGCCCUGGUGUGUGUGGAAAAUAGUCGAGAGAAAGUCAGAAUUAUUCUCAGUGGCUCAUACGAUACCACGGAUUCACAGCUGCACUCAUUGUCAGAUAUAGAGAAUGAUUUGUUCAAUGCAUCUCUGUACAUCCAACAAGGACAUAAGACAUUAGAAGAGCAAUCCCCAGUUGUCCAUCAAAAUCAAACCCCAGAGACUCUAGAUAAAGAAGCUUUGCACCUCUUUGCAAAAACGUUAUCGUUUGAAGCAGUCGUUUUGAACAAGAUGGCUCUGUUAAUACAGACCUCAAAGUCCGACAUCUUACAAUCUCUUGCUGAGAUAUGGGAAGACAUGGAGAACAUUAAAAAGGGUGAUAAAGAUUGCUUGGCUAUAGUUUAUGCUGAUGUAUUGACCAGGAAGUUGAUGUUGGAGAGUUCAUUCUGUAAAGAAUUGGAAAAAGCUGAGACGGAUGAUGCUAAAUCCAAAGAGGGCAGUGUUUCAGCUGAUGCAGAUGUUGAUGCUACAGUUAUUUUUAACACCAUCAUUAAAGCAGAGCUAGCCUACUCUAUUCAGAACCUUAAACUUUGCUAUGAAGAGAAAUUCAAAAUACUGAAAAAGGAGUUGACGCAUGCCCAUGAUAACCUCCAUCAAAGGGAAAUGGCUCUGAAAACAAUUAUUGAAGCGUCCAAAAGGCCUGAUUUGAAAAAUGUAAUAAAAGAAGUCAAAAAUAACUUUGGGUUUAGUAAACCGGAAUUAGCCGACAUUCGCCCCCCUGAACUUGCUCCCUACAUGGAGCAGAUUGAAAUGGAAGAGGCUCGAGGCUUGGCUGAGGAAAUUGUAGACAGACAAUUGGCUGGAGAAAUGCCCUCUUGUGGCGUCGACUCAAUUGAAUCACUGCAAAAUGCACAUGACAGCCUGGCUAAUGAGCUUCAAAGACAAGCGGCCAUCCUCCAUAAGUAUGCUCAAGAGAUAGAACGUGGUGAACACCAUCCUGGACUGGCUAAGAUGAUCUGUGCUCUUCUGGGCCACCAAACUUCACAUAGUUUCACAGGUACCUCGCUCUGUAUGCGCGAAGCCCUAAUCCAGGCUCAAGUGGCAUAUGUGGCGUGCAGGCUACGGGCCCUGCAUGCACAAGACUUGGGCUGGUGUAAGCAGACGGGUCAGAACAUGGGCGCUCUCGUCCAGCAGCAUGCCCGCAAUGUCAGUGCAAUCCAAGAGAAAUAUGAAACAUCCCUACAGGAUGAGCGCCAGAACUUCACGCAAACGGUGUCCACUCUCCAGAAGGAGAACCACACAUUAAAGAGUGAGAUCAGCAAACGUGUGAACCAGCUCUCCCAGCAGCAGAAGCAACUGGCUCUCCUGGAAGAACAUUUUAAGAAGGAGACUGAAGAGCUGAAGCAAAGGCACAAGCAAGAGCUGAACCGAGCAGAGAAAGGCCGUGCCUCAACCGAGCUGGCCCUCAUGGAGACGACAGCCGACAGUCAACGUAAGCUAGAAGUUCUGCUAGUGGACAUGGGCACCAUGGAGGAGAGGAGCGAGGGUCAUGUGAGGAAACUGGAGGAGCAAUUUGAACAGAGGAUCUGUGAGCUCCAGCAUAUCCACAAACAGGAGAUUGAAAAGUUAAAUUCACAGUAUAUGGAAGACAUUCAAUGUAUCCGAAAGCACCAACCGAACAAAAAGGAUCCUCUGGUUUCCCACUUGUUUCCUUGUGAUGAGGCCGCGACACCGAUGGAAGAGGAGGAGCAGGGGAAGAGGGAGGACGCACAGACCAUGUCAGAGUUGGACUCCAUGGUGGUUCUGAAGGACCGUGUCCAGGAGCUGGAGGCUCAGAUGAGCACCAUGAGGGACGAACUGGAGAACAAGCACCUAGAAGGAGAUGUGGCCAGCCUGAGAGAGAAAUACCAGAGAGACUUUGAAAGUCUUAAGGCCACGUGUGAACGUGGCUUUACAGCAAUGGAAGACACACACCAGAAGGUAGUCCAUGACCUCCAGAGGCAGCAUCAGAGGGAGAUUUCCAAACUUAUGGAAGAGCGAGAGAGACUAUUGGCUGAGGAGACGGCUGCCACAAUUGCUGCUAUUGAAGCCAUGAAGAAUGCACACAGGGAGGAACUGGAGAAGACCCAUCGCUCUCAACUGAGUGGAGUGAACUCGGACAUUGAUGAACUUCGUUUACAAUACGAGGAAGAGCUGCAGUCCAUCCACAGAGAACUCGAGGUGCUGUCAGAGCAGUAUUCUCAGAAAUGUCUGGAGAACGCUCACCUGGCCCAGGCACUGGAGGCCGAGAGGCAGGCCCUCAGGCAGUGUCAGAGAGAGAACCAGGAGCUGAACGCUCACAACCAGGAGUUAAAUAACCGACUCACCACAGAGAUUACUCGGAUGCGCUCCUGUUUCACUGGUGAAAUGGCGCUGUCACCACUUACCAAGGGCAAAGAUGUGUAUGAACUGGAGGUGUUGCUUCGAAUUAAGGAGUCAGAGAUCCAGUAUCUUAAACAGGAAAUCCACUCUUUAAAAGAUGAACUGCAGUCUGCUUUAAAGGACAAGAAAUAUGCCACAGACAAAUAUAAGAACAUCUAUACAGAGCUCAGCAUUGUGAAAGCAAAGACUGACUGCGACAUCAGCAAACUGAAGGAGAAGCUGCUCAUUGCCACAGAAGCUUUAGGCGAGAGGACUGUUGACGGAACGGUCACAUCUGGAUACGAUAUCAUGAAAUCAAAAAGUAAUCCAGAUUUCCUGAAAAAGGAACGAUCAACUACGUCCAAGCUAUCAAGAGGCAUAAGGUCAAAGAGCCUGAAAGAGGGACUUACUGUGCAGGAGCGUAUGAAGCUUUUUGAGGCAAAGGAUUCCAAAAAGAUUUGAGUAUCGAGAGUCUGAAUUUUUGUUUCUCUUUCCUGAUCUUGGUUUUUGGUCAGAACGCUUCGGCUUUGCCAGCAACAGCUGACGGCUAUUAUUGGAAAUGCAUUUAUCACGGUCAGUUUUAAACCUGGACCUGCAUCCAUGCCUCUGACAAGUUGUCAUAGUUUUGUUUUGAUUCUUUUUUUUAUUUCUUUUGUUUUUAUUAAUUGAAAAAAAGUUUCUUUUUUUAUCAAUAGAUGUAUAAUCUGUCCGAUAGGUGUCAAAUACGCUGCGAGAGGGAUACAUGACAGCAUUUUUACUGAUCCUCCAAAAUGCCAAAUAGACAACAAUACACAGUAUGAAUAAUAUAUAUUUCACAAUAUGAAUUGAGUAUCUGCUGUAUUUUAUUAUUGUUACAGUUUCUAUAUCUAAUAAUGUUAAUGUGUUAAUGUUGCACCAGUUCUGUUGUACAUAACUACUGGAUAUAUGUAAGAGUAUGGUUUGCUAUUGAUUGUUGGGGCAUCUGCUGUACUAUAACUAUGGUUUGAUUGAUAGUGGAAAACAAUGUGAUGCUUACUUUGCUUUUGUAUGAUAGUUUUAUAAAAUGGAGUGUCUUGUGCGUGAAGGGGGGAAAAGAGGGGUGGGAUUGCACUUAUCACUUGACUACUUAAGGAAGCUUUUUUUUUUUUUUUUGUCUCAAAUUGGUGGAGAGACUUCGAGUCAAUUUUUGCAGUGCAACCAAACAUCCUGACUUCUGUCAAAUUUAGUGGACAACUGUGACUUGUUAGUGAUACUGGAUUUUUUUAAGUUUCUUAAAACCUGGAUUUGUGUUUGCUCUGUUUUGAUUUGGUGUGAGAAUAUCAACUCGGAAGAAAAAAAACUGAACUAUUUAGGACUUUGCAUGACCGUACAGUAUCAUUUGAAUUGCAGAAUGAUCAUGUUGCAUAAUUUUCCUGCUUAAUGCUAUAGUGUGAAACUCUUAACACUAAUAAGCUUUGCUUUGCAAGUCCUACUGUUUAGGUGUUGAGAUUGAAAUGUUUUACUGUAAGCAGCAGUCUUUAAGCACUCGGCCCGACCCCUGACCUCUCACUAAAAUCAAGUUGUGCCUCAACUGAGUGAAGAAUAGAAGCAUCCAUGAAACCUGUGCAGCUAAGGAUACACACUGUAUAGUAUUCAAACCACGCCUUGUGUGUAUGUGUGUGUGUG
This is a messenger RNA of Cyclopterus lumpus (lumpfish), 9393 nucleotides long. RefSeq names its product protein outspread (gene mpripa). Gene Ontology annotation, cellular component: actin cytoskeleton. NCBI's taxonomy places the organism in Eukaryota, Metazoa, Chordata, Actinopteri, Perciformes, Cyclopteridae. Gene Ontology annotation, biological process: actin filament organization. Gene Ontology annotation, molecular function: actin filament binding. The transcript has 24 exons. The record is from RefSeq and is a predicted model, not a curated record. Bases 742 to 8211 code for a protein of 2489 amino acids.